Polyodon spathula (Mississippi paddlefish) is the source of this 4185-nucleotide messenger RNA. RefSeq names its product E3 ubiquitin-protein ligase CHIP-like. Gene Ontology annotation, biological process: positive regulation of proteolysis; proteasome-mediated ubiquitin-dependent protein catabolic process; cellular response to misfolded protein. Lineage: Eukaryota; Metazoa; Chordata; Actinopteri; Acipenseriformes; Polyodontidae. The record is from RefSeq and is a predicted model, not a curated record. Bases 578 to 1441 code for a protein of 287 amino acids. Gene Ontology annotation, cellular component: Z disc; cytoplasm. The transcript is spliced from 8 exons. Gene Ontology annotation, molecular function: ubiquitin protein ligase activity; protein-folding chaperone binding.
AGAUUAUGUUAUUUACGACGGGAACUUCCGAUCUGUGUGUUUGUGGACCGUAACUUCUUAUCACAGCUUCGUCACCAAAACAAGAAACUGAGGAAGCGCUGUGGUCGAGAAACGUCAAAGAUACUAAAAAUAGAUCAUACAAAAAUCGAAGAUAUAAAACAAGACAGUAAUACACGUGUAAUAAAGUCAAGGGUUUUAAAGGAAUAACAGUUAGGGUACGAAGCUGCGGCCGACAGGGGAGGAACCCGGGUUUUGCCUGCUGACUGUUGCUGGGGGAGAUAGCGGCUGGUAAGGGGAAGACAGCCAGUCCGACUGCCUUUGCGGAACAGGUGUUGGAGGGGGAAGCAGGGAUCGACUAGGGGUCAUAUAAAAUCACUGAAAUACCUGGAGGGGAAACCCAAAAAGAAAUAAACUGGUAGCAAAAGAAAGGUUUCCACGUUCCUGUCAACAUUUGUAUAGGAUCAGGGGGUGGUUUCAGCCUGAAGGAGCCCGAGGGAUUGCCGGGUGGCCAGCCGGAGACACGGGGAGCAGGAUUGGGAAGCAGAGCGGAGCGGGUGCUGCGGGGGUGGCGGAGAAGAUGGCAGGCAGCCCCGAAAAAAGCGCCUCCGCCCAGGAGCUGAAGGAGCAGGGGAACCGGCUCUUCCUCAACCGCAAGUACCAGGAAGCGUCAGUCUGCUACAGCAAAGCUAUCAACCGGAAUCCCUCAGUGGCAGUAUACUACACCAACCGGGCUCUGUGCUACGUGAAGCUGCAGCAGCAUGACAAGGCCCUGGCUGACUGCAAGCAUGCCCUGGAGCUGGACAGCCAGUCAGUGAAGGCACACUUCUUUCUGGGCCAGUGCCACCUGGAGUUGGAGAACUAUGAUGAGGCCAUCGGCAACCUUCAGAGAGCCUACAACCUGGCUAAGGAGCAGCGGCUGAACUUCGGAGAUGAUAUCCCUGGAGCGCUCAGGAUAGCAAAGAAGAAACGCUGGAACAACAUCGAAGAGAAGCGCAUCAACCAGGAGAACGAGCUGCACGCCUAUCUCACCAAACUCAUCCUGGCAGAGAAAGAGAGUGAACAAGCAGACUUCAGAGAACAACAUGAGAACUUGGAAGACAACAGAUGCAAGAAUGAAUUAGCAAAGAUUGAAGCUAAGCACGAUAAAUACUUGUCAGACAUGGAAGAGUUGUUCUCGCAAGUAGAUGAAAAAAGAAAGAAGCGGGAUAUCCCUGAUUAUCUAUGUGGAAAGAUCAGCUUUGAGUUGAUGAGAGAGCCCUGCAUUACCCCCAGUGGAAUCACGUAUGACCGCAAAGACAUAGAGGAGCAUCUACAGCGAGUUGGACACUUUGACCCUGUGACCCGGAGUCCCUUAACCCAGGAUCAGCUCAUCCCAAACCUGGCCAUGAAGGAGGUGAUCGACGCCUUUAUCUCAGAGAAUGGCUGGGUGGAGGAUUACUAACCCGCAGGGUUCAAGACCAACCGAGAUGCCCUCCUGGAUUUGCACUUUAGCCCAGCGGCCAUGCGACAGACUGCCUUACGGAGCACGAGCCCCUGGAAUCUCUCAUUUUACCAUCGUUUUAAUCUGCUCUCAAAGGCUGGGAACUGAUCCCCAUGGAAAAAAAAAAAGCAUACAAAAAAAAAAAAAUCACACAGUACUUGUGGCUACUACAAAUCAUUUUGAAUUUCCUUGUCAAUAAUACCCUUUAUUCUUUUUAUGUGCACUGAACACAGUCUACUUGUUGUUUUAUUAGCCCUUAUAACUGGUUCAACAUCCAGAACCUGGUAGGUGCCAGUUUUCAGUCCUAGGUAUUCCACUCACUUCGCUGGCUGUGGUUUUCAGAUUGGGCCACUAGUUCUUUUUUUUUUCCCUGUGAUUCAGCCACCUGCUUGCAAGUCAUGGUUACAAGUAUCGGCACCCGUAGAAAAUGGAGCUCUUGUUUGAGGGGAGUAACUGGAUAACGGAUCUAGUCCACAUCCCUACCACUCAACCAUACUAGGGUACGCAGAAAGCUAUGUUUUCCAAAUACAGCAAAAGAGGUUGUAUUUAAAAAUGUAUUGCACACUUUGCUGCCUUCAUCCCAUGAGAUUUAAAGAACACAAGACACAGGCUUGGGGUAAGGGGGGUUAAGGGUGGGGGGAGGAGGAAGUUGGAGUUGGAUAUAUUGUAUUGUGUAUGUAUGAAGUGUUUGAAAUCUCAAUACUGUCUUUUCUUCAUUGGUAUUCAUAAAGCUGUGGCAUCACAAUAACGGCAUGGUAAUGUAGCUCUGUAGUGGUUUUGCUGUUUUGCAUUUGUGUCCCACACUGGUGUGGUACUACUAAGGUCUAAAUACAGUUUUCUGAACUGCCUAUCCCUGUGUUACUCCACCCAUAUGCCAAACACACACACUAUAAAAGUGAUUGUAGCUAGCACAGUAAUUCUAUAUAUAUAUUUUUUUAAUCUUCAUAUCUCUUUAAAUUGUCUAUAGCAGGGGUCUUCAAUGCUGGUCCUGGAGAGCUACAAGGUCUUCUGGUUCUCAUUUCAACCAAGCUCUGUUACUUAAUUGAAGCAAUUAUUGGCUGAAUUAGUCAAGAUUAACAGGUGUUCCAGAUCUUUAGCCAUUGACGAUGCAGACACCUGUAAAACCUGCAGGAUAGGGGCUCUCCAGGACCAGGGUUGGAGACCCUGCCUAUAGCCUAAUUUCAUUUCAUGGUGAUGCUUUUGUGCUGAUAUUUUGCAGCUAUGUUUUUAAAUGUGUAUGUAGUGGAGAUUUCCUUACGUAUGUUACAUUUAUAUAUAUUUCUAGCCGAAGAACCACUUAUUCAAGUAUGCUGAAACAUGGAAAGACCAUUAGUUUGUAAAAUCUAUGAAAAAGUCAAGAAGCCAAACGUUUCGCCGAAUGCCUCCUUCAGUGUACUCCAUGAAAUGUUUGUCUUCUCUUUUACCUCAGAAUUCUGAUUGAGUGUUUUUGAAGUAAAUAAUUAGAUUUUGAGACUUGCAGAAUCUGGGUAUAUAUGCAGGAACCUUUGUCAGUAUGUCACAAAUACAUUUUGUUCAUGUAAUUUCUUUUAAAUGUAUGGUGCUUAUAAAACCAAGUGCACUGGGAGUUUGUGGAACCAUACAUACAGGUCAUGAACAGUCUGCAGUAUGAUUGUUAAACUUGCUGCAUCUGUAAAAACGUGGCUAAUUGUAACAGUUUUAUCGAGUGCGUGGUCACUGUACCCUUGCUGAAAGGCUGUAAACCAGGGCCAGGGGUGUGGGUCCCUUCGAGUGGGAGAAAGAGAUUGGAAAGCUGGAGUUGAGUGCUGAGAUGGUAAGUGCAGAGGAUUUUUUUUCCAUUCUCACAUCUUUUGCAUUAAGAAUAUCUGUUAUAAAUAGCUUAUUUUCAAAUCCAAACACCCCUUUAUGUUGACAGGUUCGUUUUCAUAGAUUUUGUUUUUUUUUCGGGGUGGGGGGGGCGUAAAAUGUGGUGGUUUACCAUGUUUACUUUUACACAAAUUGUAAUUUCCUAACUCUAAUUUUGAACCAUGGCAGGGAUGUAUGCUACUGACAAAAGGGAAGUUUAUUCCAUGUAACACAGUUUACCCUAAAUAAACAGAUUUUCUUUCUUUGCACAGGGUCUUCCAAGAAGAAUGGAUCUGAUCACAGCUGUCCUUUUGCGGUGUGUUUACUCCUAAUGUUCAGCCUCUAAUGGAAGGAGAUGUGUGCACUGUGUCAGAUGUAGAGUAAAGAACACCUGCACUCCUAGGCGGUCAGCUGCAUAUGCAUUACAUCCUGAUUUAAUCUCAUUCACAAUAUACUUUACAUUGUAGGUGCGUUACAUGGUUUCUGCAAGGCUGUUGUCAGUCUGGACACAAUACUUUAGUAUAUAGGAUACACCAUAAACAUUCAGAGGGGCAAUUUCCAUUGAAAAAGAUAAAUAAGUCUCACCUUUUCAUCACUGAAUUCCGGUAGUACUUUCGAAGUGUGUGUGUGUUUCCAUGUGGUUUUCUUUUAGUCAGAUAAAUUCUCCUUCCAGAUGCAAAUAACCUAAUUAAUAUUAAAAUACAGGAGGGUGGAUUUAAAUGUUUGUGUACGAGUUCCGAUUUGGCCUGUGCAACUACUGAUAUCGUACAGCUUUCCUGGGCUUGCACAAAGUUUAUGGGUUCUGUUAAAACACUGAAAGUGCAGCCUGGUUUAUUUGGCCACCAAAAAAAAAAAACAAUAAUAAAAUUUAAAAAAAAUUC